AUGAAUAAAAUUUUUAAACUGCAAUUCUUCGACGAAAUCAGGAUAGUUAACCCCGCUCCACAUAGCAUUGAAGAUUUGCGACGAAAAGCAUCUGAACUUUUUGGUCUUUCACAGCCAGUAUUUACUUAUAAAGACCAAGAAAAACAAGUAAUUACAGUAGACACUCCAGAAGAAUACUCAGAAAUAAGAAAAAUCCGCAAAAAAACAGUCAACAUACAUGCAUGAGAAAAAGCUGAUUUGAAAAGAAAAAGAGAACUAUUCAGGCUUCAAUUCAAAUAUAUGCAGCCUAUGGAAAUUAUGCCUGAAAACAAUGGAGAAAGAACCAAUAAUUAUCAGCAAGGCUUGCCAAGGACAAGAGCGACUAACUCUUCACGAUUAAACCCAAUAAAAAUCGAAGAUUCUGAUGAAGAUACAAAUAAUCAAGCUAAUUUUUCUGUAGAUGAAGCACCAAUGAAAUGCAAAGAAUGCCAUGGAGAGAUAAGCGAUGAAAAUAUUGCUGUCAGAUGUGUAGGGUGUAAUGAUUUCUAUCAUUUAGAAUGCCUUGAUUAUAGGAGACAACCUCAAGGAGAUUGAUAUUGCGAUCCCUGCUCUGAGAUAAAAAAAUGGCAUGGUGAGUUGGCCUAUCUUCUUAACUCCUGAGGCUGGAAGGCUUAUUGGGAAAGCAGGGAACCUUAAGAAGAGUGCCCGGCUGGGUUUUAUUUGGUUUGGUGGAGCUCAAUGCCCAAAGUAGCCAAUCGCAUGAUCAUAUCAGGUAAAGGUUUUACCCCAUGGGGAGAUGAAGCUUGGUGCUGGAAAGAGGACGAUCAGUAAGGCUAGUACUGCACACUUAGCCAAUAAGGCAAAUCUCUAGCGUUAUACCAUACGAUGAGUCCUGGGCUUUGAGCUCCAUUUUGGUCGAAAACUCGCCAAAAAUAAUCGAUGUUUAGAAUUUUCUGAAGGCGAAUCCUGUUGAGCAUGGCAUGCGACCCAAUGCUUCUGUCUCUCAGAUAGCGAGCUCAAUACUUCAUCCAUGAGGAGCAACACAGUGGAAGGCCAUGUCCAGACUGUCAAGCAAGCGCUGGGGCGAUAUGCAGAGGCGAGUAAUGAUCUGCGAGCUUCCAGGAGGCUUCUCUUUAAAUAAUUUAGCAAUAACAAUCUCUGCUCUGAGUUAAUGCUAAAUGAAGACGAGCAAGAUAUGAGGAGAAGAGUGAUUAUAAGAGCUAAAAGAGCUCAAUACGCUAGAAAGUAG
Molecule: messenger RNA, 1228 nt
Organism: Blepharisma stoltei
Lineage: Eukaryota; Ciliophora; Heterotrichea; Heterotrichida; Blepharismidae
Source: the annotation of a GenBank genome assembly